Paralichthys olivaceus (Japanese flounder) is the source of this 975-nucleotide messenger RNA. The record is from RefSeq and is a predicted model, not a curated record. NCBI's taxonomy places the organism in Eukaryota, Metazoa, Chordata, Actinopteri, Pleuronectiformes, Paralichthyidae.
AUGUGGGAGGUUGGAUCUGUGAGGCUGGCGGAGAGAGCUGCCGCCGCUGUGAGCUGGAAACUACUGAAUGGGAAUCUAUCCGGCAACUUGGACACACCGCUGUCUCACGGCGACGCGGCGGCUCUGCGUAAAACCAAGCGGCGCGUCUCCAAGUCUGGCUCAGCCCAACUCGCAGGCGGAGAGGACGCUCAAGUUGGAUCGGCCGAGCAGCUUCUCACUUGUUCUCGGCGCGCCUCGGCUCCCACUAACAUGCCUGCCAUCAAGAAGGAGCGGCUGGAUGGAGACGACAUGGCACUGACCGCCUUUAACCAGUCCGAAUACCUGGCCCCUUUAAAUGCCACCGCCAUCCCCGUGGUGACCCCGCAUCCACCGCCCUACGACCAUAUUUUCGCCCAUCACCGCGCGUACUUGGGGCUCCACGACUCGGCGCUGCAUCACCAGCAUCUCCACCAUCACACGGACGACUUAAUGCUGGAGAGGUUCUCCUCCAUCCCCGACUUCCAGCCCUUCUUCGACAACGGGGAGCCGUGCAUCGAGGUGGAGUGCGGCGAAAACAAGGCUUUGCUUUAUAUCAAUAAGCUGUGCCAAGGCAGCAAAGGACCUUCAAUUAAAUACAGGGGCGAGUGGCUCACCCCUAAUGAGUUCCAGUUUGUCAGUGGACGAGAGACAGCCAAAGACUGGAAACGGAGUAUUAGACACAAAGGGAAAAGUCUUAAGACGCUCAUGUCAAAAGGAAUCUUACAGGUGCACCCUCCCAUAUGCGAUUGUCCUGGUUGUCGAAUUUCAUCUCCAGUGAACCGUGGGCGCUUGGCUGAGAAACGCACCAUCCCCCUUCCCCCCAACCGGGUGCCCAAGAAGGAGCUGGCCUCCAUCUUUAGCAGUGACGACAGUGAAGGCAGCGAGCGGGCCAGCGGGGAUCAUGCCCACAUCAAGCAAGAGGACGAGUUGCAUUACAGUAUUAUGAGAAAGAGGUGA